UAGAAAAAGGCAAAAACAAAGAGAGAAAAAAGUGAAGAUGUCUCCAUUUUAUUUAAUAUUUUUGAUCUCAAACUCAAUCUUCCUUUUGUCUUUAUUUUCAAUUACAAUUCAUGCUCAUCGUUGUAGUGAUGACUUCUGGUCUGAAGCCCUCAGCAGAAAUCUAACAUUAUGCAAGAGAUACGAACAUAGCAAUGGAGUUGAGUUUGCAUGGAAUCUCGAGAACAACACUCGAAUCCUCCAGGUAAUGGUUGGAGCUGCAUUACAAAGUGAAACAGGAUGGUUAGCCUGGGGUUUGAACUUUGGACCAGAACCAAGAAUGGUGGGGACUCAAGCUCUUAUUGGUAUAAAGCAGAUAAAUGGUUCAUUUCUUGGUGACAAGUACAAUGUCACAAAAUAUAUCAAAAUAGAGUGCAAGUUGUUACCUUCUCCUAUUGAUUUGAAUGUAAGCAAAUUGAGGUUUAGUUCUCUGGAUCUUCAGUAUCACAUAAUAGAAGCCACUAUACAUCUUCCUCAAUCAGUUAAUGUUUCAAGAAUUAAUCAUGUUUGGCAAGUUGGAAAAGUUGCAGCAGGAAUGGAACCCAAGAUUCAUGAUAAAACUCUCCAUAACUAUGAUGGCGCAGAGACCAUUGAUUUGGGGACUGGCAAAUCUCUAAGUAUUAGAGCUGCUAAACGUCAUCAUGCAAGAACUGCUCAUGGAAUACUUAAUAUUAUUGGUUGGGGUGUAAUCCUGCCAAUUGGGGUGAUAAUAGCGAGGUACUUCAAAAAGGGACCAAUACAAUGGAAUGAACAUGAUCAAUGGAAACAUGCUCAUAAGACAUGUCAAACAUUUGGAUAUAUUAUUGGGGCAACUGGAUGGGGACUAGGACUCUGGCUUGGAAUUUCUUCCAAAUAUUACUCUUUUCCCAAACAUGGAGCUUUUGGCAUCUUCAUCUUCACAUUUGCCACUCUACAAACGCUGGCACUGAGAUUAAAACCCAAGAAGGACGAUGAACUUCACAUAUACUGGAGUAUAUACCAUCAUUCUCUAGGGUAUGCAUUACUCGCAGUGAUUUGUGUCAACAUAUUCAAAGGGAUAAAAAUAAUGCAAGAAGACGACAAGUGGAGACCUGUCUACAUUGCAGUUAUUGCCUCUCUUACUUUCAUCUUCAUAGUCUUCGAAAUCAUCAAUUGGCUCCAAUUCAAAGUUGAACAAAAGAUAGAGAAAAAAGACGAUAUUCGCCGACAAAUGAAAAUUGACACACAAGGAAAUUCUACUACUUCAUGACUGCUACUUAAUUCUUUUUUUUUUAUCUGCCAUGCAUAUCUUUUUGUACUUUUACUUAGAUCACUUUGUGUACACCUCAAUUGUUCUACCGGAUACUUAUUAUUCUCUAUCAUCAACGAAAGUGUCAAAUAACUUUAUAUGUUAUGUUUGAACUACAAACUUUCUUGCCUUUUUAGGGCUGAGGGGGUUGAUUACCUAAAAUUUAUUCCACUAUUUAGGUUUU
Nicotiana attenuata is the source of this 1487-nucleotide messenger RNA. Its product is annotated as cytochrome b561 and DOMON domain-containing protein At5g47530-like. The record is from RefSeq and is a predicted model, not a curated record. The coding region runs from base 38 to 1264 and encodes 408 amino acids. Lineage: Eukaryota; Viridiplantae; Streptophyta; Magnoliopsida; Solanales; Solanaceae. The transcript is spliced from 4 exons.